CGAAUUAAACAGUUCAUAAUUCCUCGAGUGGUCAACGGGAUGCCUCUGAAAUAUGUUGCGACAGUGUGUCAGGUUAGACCUGCAGUUGGAGCUCAAACAAGGUAAACUAAUCUGUUAUUUUGUUGACUCAAAAUUUUGAAGAAUCCACACAAGAUUCCAGUUUCAACUUAUAAUGUGAGGAUACAGCCAAGGAGCGAGGGGAACAAGAAGGAGUGGCCUACGUGCUAUCAGGUGGCACAUGCCUUUCGCGAAUAAAGAAGAAAGCCUUUUCUGUUGUGUACUCAACUUUUUCCAAAAGAGGAUUGAAAAGAUAAAAAAAGAAAGAAAUGAAAAUAAGUAAAAAGCAACCAAUCCAUCAUGUGGACACUGGACAUCUCAUAGUGUAAGACGAGGUUUCCGAUUGGCUACAGGGAUCCACCCACCAUUAUAUCACGUGACGGAGAGAGAGAGAGAGAUAGUUCCCCUUGCUGUAUCACAAUCACAGGAUCGUUCUUUUCUCUCUCACACGUACUAGAACUUGCUGUCAAUGGUGUAACACAGCCCGACCAGUCAGACAGAGAAAACAGCUGCCCGCUGCGUGAUGUUACUACGGCGCUCUGGACUGCAAUAUCAUUGUAAAGUGACGUAAGUGAUUACUUUGAAAUAAUCGGUAUGGACUAUGUGAUUUUGAGUGUGCAUGCACAGCACUGAAGUGAACUCUCUUGACAAUUUCAUAGGCACUUAUAGUGCAGUGACUGCAAAGUAAGACACCGCAUUAAUAGGCUACAUUCAAGGUUAAGCAUUUACAGUUGCAAAAGCAUGAAAGAAACUGCAUUGUUAGAAGACAGACGCUAAUAUUUCCGUAAAGCAUUAGCUUCACCAAGACUUGGGUUACCGUUUUGUGUGCAUUGUUAAUAAGUGCGGACAACUAAAAUAUAUUUAGAAAAAUAAGCAUGGAAGGAACAUUUAUACUAAUAACAGAAGCAAUGAAUGAAUUAUUUUCUUGCAACAUCCAUAUAAAACGUAGUCCUGUUUCUCAAAGAAUUGUUAAUGGUCACGAUAACUGGAACUACUAGGCCCCUUACACAUCCACACACACGAGGCCGAGCAUUCAAAACAAAUAUUGAUUCUUUUAAUUAAGCCAACGGCGCGUGCUAAGAGACAGACAAGUGUUAGCAUGCAAUGGGACUUCGAAUACAACGCAAAGCGUGGGAAUGAAUUAUUCAUAAUCAACAGUAUAUGCGCUUCAUUGUAGCACAGCAAAUAUUUAUCAAACAACGUCACCAAAGGCCAUACCACAAAUUAAGAGACAUUUCCUUUAAUACAGGCAAACUGUUUCAGGUGGAGCAAACACAGCAACAACAGUAUUAUGUGAUAAAUGUUGCGAUGAAUUGUAGAAUAAUGAAGUGAAAGCCCUCUGCAAAUAAUAAUAAAAACAUUUCCAAAAUUCAGCACAUUUUUAAUACGCGAAACCUACAGGAACUAGCACACGGCUGUUAUCGGGGUUUGCAAUUUAACUCAACGAACAGAAUGCGGAAUUUAAUAUCCAAUAUAAUAAGUCCGGCGUACAGUAUAUUUCUGCGCACGAAUAAACUGAUUUAAUUAUUUUAUCGCAAAAAUGAUGAUGAUGAACAUUGGUAUGUACGGAAUGUGUAACACAACUGACACCUUCAGUAGCUACCACCAAGUUGGGUCCAACAAUAAUCACCAUAAUCACCACAACAAUCACCACCUGCAUCAUCACGGAACUUCAGUUAUUCAUCAUUACAGCUCUUCCUCUGAGAUUGCUCCAUCCUAUUCUUCAGCGACAGCCACUACACCUCCAGAGCAUCACUUCCACCACCACCCAGCGUCUUACUACACCACCCAGGUAUCGGUCGACACUUACGACCCAUCACCUAACGCAAAUAACCAGGGUCUGCACAGCAACGAAGCCUGCAACAAUGAACAAAGUUCACCUCCCCCAACAGCAACGCAAACAAAUGAAAACAUCGGUCCGACACCUACGUCUUAUUACAAUACCAAUUCUGGUUCGUUGCAUCAGCAUCAGCAGCACGCACAGGACACGUCACAGGGGCCACCACAGCAGCAAGACGCCAAUGUGAUAAUCACUUCUGACAAUGGACUUAGUUAUACGAAUCUGGACUAUGGGGCAUCAAAUACCCAAGCAAAUUAUCACCAUCCACAUCACCACAACACAAUGACACCAUCUCUCUCCACGGAUCACCAUCCAGUUCUCUAUCCUUCAACAACCAUCAACUACGUCAACAAAAAUCAUCACCAUCACGAAGAAAUGGUUCAUCAAGAGAGUCAUCAGCACGAAGAAAUGCUAUCACACCACGUCAGUCAUCACCAACAGCACCAACAGGAGGGGUAUAAUGUCAGUGGAAGUCAUUAUAUGCAUCACUCUGCUACAUCUCCAGGCACACCAGAAGCUGCUCAGUACUCUCCAGUUCUGAGUCAGCACCAUCAGAGUCCACCUCCAAUAUCUGCAGAGUAUCAUGCAAUUCAUCAUCGCCAUUACAAGGAGGAACCUUGUCAUCAGUUGCUAUCAGAGAUGCAUCAACACCAAAUGCAUUCUGCAAGCACGGCAGUUGGUGCGGGGAACGGUACUGUGAUGAUGGCAACACCUGGGAGUGCAGGGAAUUUCCAUCAUCAUUCAUUGCAUCAUCAUCACAUGCAUCACCAGACUCCCGGACAUCACCAUCAUCACCAUCACCACCACCUGGCGCAACAGCAGCAGCAACAGCAGACAACAACGGCGGUGCCCACAUACAAGUGGAUGCAGGUCAAGAGAAACGUCCCGAAACCUGCAGCACCAAAAUCGGCGCCUUCGCUCGGUGACUACAACACCGUGAGUUGCACAAGCAGUGGGUACGGAAGUGGCCUGGUCGCCGGCCCGGGGGUAGGCCUUGGAGGUUGUAACGUCGGUGGCGGAGGUCUCAUGGGAACCGGGGCCCUCGGAGGAGUACUGGGGGGUCCCAACAGCCUCAACAACACUGGCAGAACAAACUUCACGAAUAAGCAACUGACAGAGCUUGAGAAAGAAUUCCAUUUCAACAAGUACCUGACAAGGGCAAGAAGAAUCGAGAUAGCUUCUGCUUUACAAUUAAACGAAACACAAGUAAAAAUCUGGUUUCAGAAUCGUCGAAUGAAACAGAAGAAACGAAUGAAAGAAGGUUUAAUACCUACAGAGCCUAUUACUAAUGGCGGACCUUGUGGUAGUGUUGGUAGUGCAAAUAUUUCAAAUCUUGGUGGUGUUAGCAGUGGAAGUAACUCGCCCACAAGUGCUCACAGCAACAGUGACGUCACAAUUGCACCUCUGAGUAACGAGAACAGCCAAGAGAUGUCACCAUCAGCAACAGACCAUUAACUAAUAUGUUGGUGAAUUUUAAAUGCAAAGUACUCAGUAAAAAGUCGCAGGUUCAGCUCAAGAUAACACGCAGCCUUGCUUAUAUAUACGUGUUUCAUAGAUGUAAAUAUGUAGGUUUAAGAUUGUGGAUUUAAAUAACCAGUAUGCAUUAAAGAAUGGAAGCAAAUUUGUGCAAUGCAAUUCCAUUCGAUGUUAGUUUUCCAACUGUUCUACUCCCACAAUAUAAAUCCAAAGCUGACUGAGAGGUUUUGCACCUCCCUGUUACAAUAUACUACAUAUUGACACAGGUCAGACUGAUAUUACAGAAUGGUAGGGUUAUAUGUUAGGCCUAUAUUACUAGUCUUUUCACCAGGGGCACAUGCGAUAAUUGUGCAAGACAUAUACACGUACAUAACUCCUUCUUGCUAUGUAGAUUUAGCAUUCCCGGCGGCACCUAAAUAUAUGAGUCACAUUAAAAAUUACGAUGGCUCAUGUCGCUUAUGGGCGUUUGUCUCAUGUUUUCUAGGUAUAAUUUCUUACGAAGCUAAAUACUUACAAUCGAAGAGCAAAGAAU
Cryptotermes secundus is the source of this 3905-nucleotide messenger RNA. RefSeq names its product homeotic protein labial-like. The transcript has 3 exons. Bases 1598 to 3352 code for a protein of 584 amino acids. Gene Ontology annotation, molecular function: RNA polymerase II cis-regulatory region sequence-specific DNA binding; DNA-binding transcription factor activity, RNA polymerase II-specific. NCBI's taxonomy places the organism in Eukaryota, Metazoa, Arthropoda, Insecta, Blattodea, Kalotermitidae. Gene Ontology annotation, cellular component: nucleus. The record is from RefSeq and is a predicted model, not a curated record. Gene Ontology annotation, biological process: regulation of transcription by RNA polymerase II.